This is a messenger RNA of Ostrea edulis (European flat oyster), 4951 nucleotides long. Its product is annotated as sodium- and chloride-dependent GABA transporter 2-like. Bases 432 to 2321 code for a protein of 629 amino acids. Gene Ontology annotation, cellular component: membrane. Gene Ontology annotation, biological process: sodium ion transmembrane transport. The transcript is spliced from 16 exons. The record is from RefSeq and is a predicted model, not a curated record. Lineage: Eukaryota; Metazoa; Mollusca; Bivalvia; Ostreida; Ostreidae.
AUUGCCCAUCACUAAAUAUAUGUAUGAUCAAUGUUAUAUCAGUAUUUCACUACAAACUUAGCAUUAGUAUUAAAUGAAAGAUAUUCUGACCCUCUACUACAGGGUCAUCAGUUCAGAAGAAAAAGGGUGCCAGAACUAAAGACUUUGAAUUGUAUCUUUGACAUGAUUAAAGUUUUCUACAGACUCUGAGGGGCUACUACCUUCACCUUCACUUUUGGGACAUAAAAAAAGCAUUCUUGAAUGUCACAGCACCUUCUUUUGGAAGUUCUGGGAUGACUGAAAAGUGCCCCCUGGAGUCCAAACUGAACUUGGGGAAACUCCAAGCCUGAGUUAUAACGAUGUGAUUUGAUGGAUGUACGGAAUUGACCUAUUAUACAUCUUAUGAAGGAAUUUUGAUUUUGUUUGACGGAUAUUCAUCAAAUUUGGCAGCAAUGGGGGAAAACUUUGCACAAUGGAAUCUCUUACAACUGUCCUUUAUCGCGGUGUUUCCUGCUUAUUUGGCCUACAUACGGAUUGUGAAUGGUAUGGCCCUGGUGUCUCUCUAUGUGUAUCUGUUUGUGCUGUGUAUGCCAGCCAUGCUGAUUCAGAUGAAACUUGGGGGAUACAAUCAGAAAGGCCUUGUGGGACUGCUCUCUCGACAUCUGCCUAUCAGUAAAGGAGUGGGAGUGGCAUUACUGGUUGACCUUUUCCUGACCUGUUUGUAUGUGGCUCCAUUGGUCUGUCAUUUUGGGAUGUAUGCCAUCAUCUCAAUGAUAGAACAGCCCUAUGUGUGGAGUAGCUGUGAUAACGAGUGGAAUAGUGAAAACUGUGUGGAUAUCCACAAGAAGGAGGUUGCUGGUGUGGCGAGCGAGAGCACAUACACAUUUAACGGAGUGGAUCAGAAGACGAGAGUGACACCAGAAUUAGACUUCUAUCAUGAAGCCUAUCUUCAGCUCACAGACUCGGUCAGUAAUGUCACGGGGUUUCCCAUCUGGACGUUUACAUCACAGCUUCAGAACGUCGGGAUUUCCCUACUUCCUGUCGUUCUAGCGAUUCUCUGGAUCCUCGUUUUUCUAUUCACCGCAUUUGGAGCGCGAGUUGCUGGAUGGAUUUUGUUUGUCCUUGGCGGUACCUUUGUGGGUAUGUUGCUGGCAGUGCUCGGUUACGGUUACAACAGUCUAAGCUCAGAAUACUCCAACAAUUUUCUGAUGAACUUUUACAAUCUGGACUUUAAGGGAUUCCUACAGCCGGUGGACACCAGAGUUCUCAUAAAUACGGUGAACGAGGGAUUUGAUUUGUUAAUGAACUCUCUACCAGUGUGGACGGCUAUACCGGUUACUAUGGGGAAGUUUACCGGAAAAGGAAAAAUUACUCGCAACUUGGGCUGGCUGCUGGUGAUUGUGACAUAUGCCCUCGUCAUACAGAUCCCACAAUUGGCCAUGGCUCCUUACAUCGGCAACCUACUGGAAAAGUCUAAGUCCAGCGACAUCUUCAGGGAGGAUGCAUUAAACGGUAUACAGCUGGUAUUUAACGUGAUGCCGGCAGCCUUUGCUGAGCUCGAAAUCCCUCCUGAAUACGCCAUGUUGUUCUAUCUGUCCCUGUUUAUUUGCGGAUUCAUGUUUUUGUGUGUUGCGAUGUUGACCAUCGUUGACAAUAUCGUAGACAGCCUGACGUCCCGAUUUACUCGCCUGUUUGACAGGAAGCAUUGCUGUACCUUCGUGACGACUUUCUUCCUCAUGGUGGCCCUGAUGUGUUUAGGACUUCUGAUGACAACAAGGGCGGGAUUUUAUUACAUAAUUUUGUUGGACCAGUCGAUCACACGUCUGCGAUUUAUCACCGUUUUCAUUUUGGCAGUCUCUGUCAUCAUUGUGUAUGUAAAACAUACAUUCAGCAUCGUAGAGAGAAUAUUAAUUAGUAUUUGGUGUAUCCUGGCUGCCACGGCAACAGCGGGUUUUUGGUUGUACUCCUUUAUAAUGUACCUGGGUCAGCCACUGCGAUAUGCUGGCCACGAGUAUUCCAAGGUGUUCGAUCUGGUGUCCUGGAUCAUCUCUGCUGUGCCCUACAUAGCCAUUCCUGCUGCUGCCAUGCAUAGCUGUGGUCUGUACGAAGGAAGCUGUAAAGAGAGAAUGAAGUAUAUGUUUUGUGGUAACCAGGAUGAAACACGCGACUACCAGGGGUACUACCCCGCCCCCGAGCCCAGCGCCCCGCCCGCGUACUCCUACAACAGCAACAGCUUUGGACGUAAUGGUUCCAUGCUGUACCCACUGGAAGACACCCACAAGAACAUGUAUGACCCGGAGUUGGAACCGCUGGACACGCGUCUACGCUCGAGUCGUAUUUAGCAAUGAAUGGCUGGUGUGAUUUUCAAAGGCAGAGGUGGAUCUAAAGGAAAAUCUUAGGAGUGUUAACACGUGCUGGCAUUCUUGAAUGUUUUUGAUAUUUGGAACCAGAACAUGCAUGUGUGUGUGUGUGUGUGUGCGGGGAUCUAUCUCAAAGAUUCUUUGGUGGAUCAAAGGAAAAGCACUGACUCAGAGGUUGUGUCUGAAGUUCUCUAGAUCUGCAAACAUUUUCAGCCUUAAUACAAAAAUAAGAGAUCGCACCAGUGGUUCUCUUUCUCAAGAACUCUGAAAUAUGUUCUGUACAUGUUAUUAUCAAACUUAUUGAAAUCUUUUGAACGACAUUGGAACGCAUUAUUGAAAUGCGAUAGACUGAGUUGAAAUUUUCACAUUUCCCUUUUGCAUUUAACCCUCCUCGCCCCUUUUUUAAAAAAGACACCCCCCCCCCCCCCCCCCCCAAAUGCCUUUGACUCGAAAUGUUGUUUCCUGAGUGUGUUUCUCCCACUACUGAAGUCUUUUUUUUUUUUAUCUAGGGUAUAUCAGAAUUACUAAAGGGAAAACAAACAAAAUUUUAGUACAGGCCUAAAUGAAAUUUUAUAAGUGUAACAUACUUCAACACGGACUGUGAAGUAAUCAUUCAGUAGACGUGAUAUGUUUCUGACAAUACUGUGUAUCAUUUUGUUUCGUUACAUGUUCUGUUUUAUUGAUUAAAACAUUUCCUUGUUGAUGUCGAGUUCAAAGAUAGAAACGUACAUCUAAAAUAAUGUAGUAGUAUUUAUUUUGUUUUGUCAGUAUUUUAUUUAAUUUUAUUUGAAAUUUUAAAAUGAAAAAAAAAGUUUUUAUUUUUUGAAAUCAAAAGUAUUGUGUCCUAGUCCAUAAAUACUCCAUGAAGAUAUCAUGUUGGUAUGUCGUACAAGUUAUACACGUGUGUAAAUGUGUUUUUCAAAUACUCACUCAGAUUUUGUAUGUAUUGUGUAGAACAUUUACUGUUAUAGUAUCUUUCAUUCAUUUGCAAAUAACAUGCAUCACAUUUGUACAUUUUGAAAUUUUGAGAAACAAAAAUGCCCAUGUUGUAAAGGCACAUAGUCUUGAUUCAUGUGUAGUGCUGAGUUAAAUUCGUGUGAGUAAUUUUUUAUCCAGAUUUCUAAAGAUUUGAUUGGUUUGAAAUAGGGUAAAGAAUGAAAUAUGUUAAAGUAAUACUAGCUCUAAAUCAGAACAUUAUAUUUUGUUGUAAAAAUGUGUUGUUUAUAAUAGUUUUGUAUAAAACUUUAACCAUAGUCAUUGAUAGAAUUAAAACUAAGGUUAAAGAUUUUAUCACGAUAAAUAUUUCAGGUCCAUUAAAUUAUAUAGAAAUCGAUUUUUGUAUUGACUGCACAUCUUCUUUUCUCAAUUUCUUCUUGCGAAAGAACAGGCUCAAAUCUAUACGGCUCCAAACUUGACUGUUCAUGACUUGUCAUGUUUACAGUGCUGCUGAUGAAAUAAACCGGAAUAGACAGUGUGAUGUCAUAAAUUAAACUUAAAUGGCCAUUCUCUUAGUGGCGGGUAAUUUAAAAUACAUGAUAGAUUAAUACAUGUAUUGAUUUAAUUGUUAAGCAAGGGUUUUUGUUGUUAAAGACUGUCAAUUACGAUAUUGGUAAGUAAUACUUUAUUCAUAAAAGGAACUAUGUGGUUAGGGUUGCCUUUCCCUUUAAUUCUGCUUCAUUCAAAGCCUCUGAAGGUUUUCUAACUCAAAUAUUAAUCACAAAAGUUAAUUAACCUUACUUUUUUUCUGUCAUAAUAGUAAAUCACAAUUUUGCAACAAAAAUUUUUGACACCGAAAUGACAGCUAGUAUUGCUUUAAUCUACUUCGAUGCUGACAUUGCACCUGCCCUUAGCUUUUGUUCCCAUCUGUUGUUUAGAUUGGAGAGAAACUGCAAUCUGUUAUAUUUUUAUCUAAUGCUGUAUUUAACUAUAUAUGUAUUUACUCCAGAAUUGUUUUCAAAUAUAUGAGUGAAUAGAUCUGGAUAAAAUGUUAUUUAGUCAGUUUUGGAGACAAUUUUAUUUUCAGUGUCAUAAAUGACUCCUCGGUGUUAUGAACAUGUUAUUUUAUAUUCGGUUUACUGCAGAAUUCCGAAUUUUCAUUUGGUCGUAUAAUUUUGUUGCCAGUGACAUGCUGUGUGACUUUCAUCGUAAAGAUUGUUAUUCAUAUUUAGGCACGGACUGUCAUAGACAACUAUAUAUGCCAUUGGACAGCAAGGUCUGCUGUGAGCAACUGUGUAAAUGUCGUCAGAAAUCGUACUUACUUAAAAAAAUACUUACAUGUAUUUAUAAUAUAAAUAAAUGUAGAAAAAAGGACAAUUAGUCAAAUCACAGAAUUUCUCAAAACAUGAAAGUUGAUUUUAAAGAGAAAGACAAAGUCUUCAAACCACAGAAUGAUCUCAAAACAUGAAAGUUUUACCCCUCGAGAAUGAAAUGUUUUACCCCUCGAGAAUGAAAUGCUUUUCCCCUCAAGAAUGAGAUUCUGCAGUGUGUUUCUUUUAUAUAUUGUAAAAAGGCGAUGAACAGCUAUGUAAUAUCAUUUGACACCAUUGAUGGCAUCAAUGAUUUUCUAAGAAGUCUCUCAGAGUUUUGAUGUAAUAAAGAUUUAACUUGUAGAU